CGGAGACAAAGUGCCUGUGGACAAAUGAUUCAACAAACCAACACCGCCGAGUCCUCGCCAUCACCAAUACCGCUACACCGCGCAUCGCGUUACCGCCAACCAACCUUGACCUCCCCGAUACCAAGCUCGAACUCGACGAGAUAAUAAACACGGUCAUGGCCGAAGUAGAAACGAGGCCCGACACGGCCGUCGCAGCUAUUGACGAUAUGCAAGAUGCGCAAGACAGCGCGCAGGAACUCGCGCUCACCACAACCAACAACGAGGUGGCCGCCCCAACAGAAAAGAAAGUGAAGAAGAUUAUCCGGCGGAAGAAGCGCCCAGCGCGACCACAGAUUGACCCAGCUCUGAUCAAGUCGGAACCACCGCCGCAGACGGGCACGGUUUUCAACAUCUGGUAUAACAAGUGGUCAGGCGGCGACCGGGAAGACAAGUAUCUAUCGCAGACGCAUGCUAAGGGGAGAUGCAAUGUUGCCCAGGACUCAGGGUACACGCGCGCCGAUGCGCGGCCCGGGUCGUAUUUCUGUCUUUUCUUUGCCAGGGGAAUAUGUCCCAAGGGCCAGGAUUGCGACUACCUCCACCGACUGCCCGGCAUCCACGACAUCUUCAAUCCAAACGUCGACUGUUUUGGCCGUGACAAGUUCAGCGACUACCGCGACGACAUGGGCGGCGUCGGCAGCUUCACCCGCCAGAAUCGCACUGUAUACAUUGGCCGGAUCCAUGUGACUGACGAUAUCGAGGAGAUCGUGGCACGGCAUCUUGCGGAAUGGGGACAGAUUGAGCGCGUCCGAGUGCUCAAUACUAGGGGUGUGGCAUUUGUGACAUACACGAACGAGGCGAAUGCGCAGUUUGCAAAGGAAGCGAUGGCCCAUCAGUCUCUCGAUCAUGAGGAGGUCUUGAACGUCCGGUGGGCGACAGCUGACCCGAACCCGAUGGCGCAGAAACGCGAGGCUAGGCGGAUCGAGGAGCAAGCGGCCGAGGCUAUCCGGAAGGCUUUACCGGCGGAAUUCGUUGCAGAGAUCGAGGGCAAGGAUCCAGAGGCACGCAAACGGCGGAAGCUGGAGAGCAGCUACGGCCUGGAGGGAUACGAAGCGCCAGACGAGGUGCACUUUGCGCGGGGGCCCAAUGCCGUCAACCCGCGUGGUCGGGAAGGAUACGAACUGGAGCACGAGCAACGCUUGAUGCUGGAGGCUGCCGAGGCUCAAAUGGAGCAGGGGCAGCCCCAGGAGCAAAGCGAACCACAGGCUGGAGGCAUUCUCUCGGGCAGCACGCUGGCCGCCUUGCACGCGGCACAAGUGUCGGUCGCGUCAAAACCAAAGGCAGCUGCCUCGUCGGGGCCCUUGGUAGCCUACGACAGCGACGACGACAGCGAUUAGCGGAUGGCAAACGUAUGUACUUUAUAGCUAUGUACAACAAUGAUACCAGGAAACCCACCACCACCAGACCAACCAA
Messenger RNA from Chaetomium fimeti, 1449 nucleotides. RefSeq lists its product as uncharacterized. The record is from RefSeq and is a predicted model, not a curated record. Gene Ontology annotation, molecular function: metal ion binding; pre-mRNA binding; U6 snRNA binding. The transcript is spliced from 3 exons. The coding region runs from base 156 to 1373 and encodes 405 amino acids. NCBI's taxonomy places the organism in Eukaryota, Fungi, Ascomycota, Sordariomycetes, Sordariales, Chaetomiaceae. Gene Ontology annotation, cellular component: U2-type catalytic step 2 spliceosome; U2-type catalytic step 1 spliceosome; Prp19 complex.